Xiphophorus hellerii (green swordtail) is the source of this 3647-nucleotide messenger RNA. It is a transcript of the gene gal3st1a, whose product is annotated as galactose-3-O-sulfotransferase 1a. Gene Ontology annotation, molecular function: galactosylceramide sulfotransferase activity. Gene Ontology annotation, cellular component: membrane. NCBI's taxonomy places the organism in Eukaryota, Metazoa, Chordata, Actinopteri, Cyprinodontiformes, Poeciliidae. Gene Ontology annotation, biological process: myelination; galactosylceramide biosynthetic process. Bases 892 to 2169 code for a protein of 425 amino acids. The transcript is spliced from 3 exons. The record is from RefSeq and is a predicted model, not a curated record.
AAAACUUGUAUCAGCUAAAAUAUUUCAGGAAAGUAUUGACUUCCUAACAGGAUUAAACAGCAGGCACUUGCAAUUGCAGGUAGGAUUUCAGCUUCUAACAUUACUGGCAUUACGAAAAGGGAAGUUUUUGUUCAUAUAAUUUGUUGGUCUGUUGUAGAAAAUGUAGAAGCCGUACUGUGUUUAUUCAUUCUACCACAUGCAGAGCUCCAGCUUGCUAAAUAAGAAUUUAAGACGAUAGACAGUGCAGUUUUGAUCAGCUGGAACAAUUAGCCCCUUUGUGCUUUGGAUUUCUGCAUUUGUCCUUUCUAUGCCUUUUUCCACCCCUCUUGUCAGCAUGCAGCUCAGACUUCAGUGUCCACACUCAAAAGCCCUCUGUGUGUGAACACAAAAUAGGGGCUAUAUACGGCCUCUCUCCUCCCUCUCUUUCUCCUGCUCUCCCUCCCUGCCCUCCUUCUUUUAUUUUCAUGCUCACAGACUUGUUCAUGUCCCCUGACAGAGAGACUUUGACGUCACAGGUGGUUACAUGAACCUCCCUGCUGUGCUUUAUUCAGCAGGAUCAGUUUUGGAAUUGAAAGUGAAGGAGGAGGCAGCACAGGUCGGAGGCAUCAGGUGUGCACGCAGAGUGACGGGGGAGAAAGAGGAGAGGAGGAACAGCAAAUAGAUGAAUGGGAGCAGUGGCAUCGGAUCUGUGAUGAGACUAUCACAGGAGUCAAAAUGAGCGCGUUAAGAUCAGACAUACGAGGAGCCUCAAUAAGGAGAUUGACUUCCACGAAUCGUCUGGAAAUGGAUGGACAACAUGAUGGAGUAGGACAACUUUGAAGAAUGCUCUGUCUUGUGCACUUGUUUCUCUUUGGGUAAUUGCAUGAAGGUAGAAUUUGAACUUGCUGGACCAUGGCUGGCAAGCAAGGGAGACAAUGGAGGUCCAUGUGCAAAGGCCUCAUCCUGGGAACACUUCUAACCAGCUGUAUGAUCCUGCUUUACUGUCUCCCCAUCCAACAAGCCAGUUUCAACCCACCUGAGGUCCCAGUGCCUUACUCCUGUGCCCAUCGUCCAUCCCAUCUUCACCCUAAAACAUCCACCAACAUUUCCCAAAAAAACUCCAGCCAGUCAUGCUCUCCUAAAGUGGACAUAAUGUUCAUGAAAACACACAAAACUGCCAGCAGCACUUUCCUCAACAUCCUGUUCCGUUUCGGAGAGAAACACCAUCUUCAGUUUGCCUUUCCCAACAGCAGGAAUGACUUCUUUUAUCCAUCCCUUUUCCAACGUUCCCAGGUCAAAGACUACAAACCUGGAAUGUGCUUUAACAUCAUCUGCAAUCACAUGCGGUUCAAUGCUCCAGAAGUGGCUAAACUACUUCCUUUAGACACAUCCUACAUCACCAUUCUGAGAGACCCGGCAGAACUUUUUGAGUCAUCAUUCCACUAUUUUGGCCGGAUAGUGCCUUUUACCUGGACGAUACCGGGUGACGACAAGCUGACGGAGUUCCUGCUUGACCCUCACAGCUACUUUGAUCCAGAGGGCUUUAAUUCCUUCUACCUCAAGAACCUGCUGUUCUUUGACUUUGGACUUGACAACACUCUGGAGCUGGAGAAUCCACAGGUAGACGAGGGAAUCAGAUUCAUCUCGGAGCGCUUCUAUCUGGUCAUGUUGGUGGAACACUUUGAGGAAUCACUGAUCCUGCUCAAAGAUGCUCUAUGCUGGGAGAUGGACGACUUGCUCUUCUUCAAGCUCAAUGCCCGCAAGGGAUCCACUGUGUCUAAACUUACCCCUGAGCUGAGGGCCAGGGCUCUUGAGUGGAAUGCCAUUGACUGGAAGCUAUACCGGCACUUCAACCAAACGUUUUGGAAGAAGGUAGAUGCCUAUGGACGGCAGCGUAUGGCCAAAGACGUGGCAGAACUUAGGAAAAGAAACAAAGAGAUGGCAUCGAUCUGCAUUGAGGGAGGCCAUGCAGUAGAAGCCGGCAGCAUCCAGGAGACAGACAUGCAGCCCUGGCAGCCAAUAGGAGAGAAGUCUAUCAUGGGCUAUAACCUAAAGAAGAAUGUGGACAAAACACAUCGGAAGUUGUGUCGUAAGAUGUUGAUGCCAGAGAUUCAGUACCUGACAGAACUGGGGGUGAACCUGUGGAUCACCAAGCUGUGGGGCCAUGUUCGAAACAUCCUUAACUGGUGACUUAGCUUCUGAGCAUGAAGCUCACCAAUUAAAAGAAGAAGAAAAGUAUAUCAGAAUACAGUUGGCAGAUGUCACAGUCUACACCGAACACACUCUGCAAGAACACCAGAAACUUUGUAGUGUUCAGCUUUGAAACACUGAAAGGGAGUGGAUAUGUUCACAACAAACUAAGUAGCCUCUGAUGAAAUCAUAAUUGUUGCCAUACCAACUAAAUCUUUAAGGGAACAUAGAACGGUUUAUAAUAUUAACUUAUGAAUAUCAAACUGUCCUUGAUGAAAAUGUUUAACUUGGAUGAAAGGAUUCUGAAUGAAGGGUAAAAAUAUGGUGUGAAAACAGUCAAUGUACAAGUAUUAAAUCUGACACUGCUGCAUUUAAAAGGUAACACUGGCCAAACAUUAAACAGAAAAAAAAUCUAACAAAAACAUUUUUACAAAAAUAUCAGGAACAUUAUAAGAAAUUGUAAUAAAUAUGUAUAAUAAUGAUGGUUACCUUUUAAGAGUAGCACUUGAAAGGCCUUAAAACAGGGUGAUUGUAUAAUUCAUGGUAUUAACAACAGAUCAAAUACUUGUUAUUCUGAUUAUCUAUUGAAUAAUAUGAGGAAAAUCAUCAAAUUAAUCAAAAAGGAAGUAAAGCUCUAUGCAAUCAAAACAAGAAUUGUUUUUUUUUUUAUGUUCUUAAUGGUAUUUGAGAUUUCUGCUACAUUUUGCUUCUAGAGGGUCUUUUCUCUUUCUAAUGUCAGGUCUUAAGCAGCAUGUUCGUCUAUAAGUUGUGUUGGCAGGAUUUUUAGCUGAACGAUUAUAUCUGUGUAUUAUAAAUUGUGAGAAGUAAAUAUAUAAUUUCUCUUCUGUGCUUUGAUGGUGAAUAACGGUGUUAAACAUGAUCUGCAUCCCUGAUUGUAUGCAGCCUUGCUGUCAUAACCUUCAGUGGCAGAAGGAAAUCAAUAGGGAAAAAGUUAUAUUUUUUAUUACUCUACAGCAUUGCAUGUUUCUUUAUUUUGAUUCAUCUAAUGAUAAAUCAUCUGUUUCUAUGUCUGUUUUUUUUUCUUGUUUUCAGCACUUUUUAAGGGAUUUAUUUGUUCACUAAUUUAUCUGCUGCCUACUGGUUUCCAUACGAUCCCUCAUUGAUACAGACAAUAUGUCAUAAUUUUAUUAUUAAUUAGGUAAAAGGUAACAUUUUCUAUGUUCAAACCAAAAGAAAGUAAUUUAAAGCUGAAAGUUUCUUCUGAUGUUAUUUUUCCAAGUUUACUAUACUAUAUGAUGCAGAAUAAGUCUGCCAACAAUGGGUGUAAAUACUAACAACCGUCAUUAGUAUCAAAUCUGACAACAAACCAGUUUUUCCUUGCAAUUAAACAGCAAGAAAAAUUACAAACUAGACAUUAAACGUAAGAGUUACAGGUAAUCCAGAUAAAUGCAUACAAACACAAUUUUUUUUUCUUUCCCUGUCUGACAUUAAAGUAGAUUCAACUUUUUCUGUUUUUG